UACGAUAAAACUGGCAUAUUAUUCUUGCAGAAACGGAACCAAAGGACGCAGGUUCGGAGAAGUCCACUGGUGUAGUACGUUUGAACACUGUGAGACAAAUUAUUGAACAGGACAAACAUGCUUUGUUGGAUGUGACUCCGAAAGCUGUGGAUCUGUUAAACUACACUCAGUGGUUCCCAAUUGUAGUGUUUUUCAACCCAGACAGCAAACAAGGUGUGAAAGUUAUGAGGCAAAGGCUAAUUCCCACAUCCAACAAGAGUGCACGGAAGCUUUAUGAUCAAGCAAAUAAGUUGAAGAAGACGUGUUUCCAUCUUUUUACAGCUUCCAUUGAUCUAAAUUCAGCCAAUGAUGGUUGGUAUGGCAGCCUUAAAGAUGCUAUUCAACAACAACAAAAUGAAGCAGUAUGGGUUUCAGAAGGAAAGUUGGACGGAGUGGAUGAUGACAUUGAUGAUCGUAUGUCAUAUUUAACUGCCAUGGGUGCCGACUAUCUGAGCUGUGAUAGUCGACUAAUCAGUGAUAUGGAAUCAGAUGGGGAAGGUGGGGCUUACACAGAUAAUGAACUUGAUGAGCCAUACUACGAGCCAAGAGUUUCUUCUAUCAGUCGAUCCUCUGAACCUGUACACCAUGAGGAGAAUCUAAGGAAAUUUAGCCCUGAACCGAAAGCUCAGAUGAGAAAAGCUGGGAGCAGGGAAAUUCUGAGGGAUCCCAGUCCACCCCCAGCCUUCAAGCCUGAACCUCCAAAGGCUAAGUUGCAAAACAAAGAAGAUCCGUAUGAUAUUCCUAAGAAUUACGAACCCAGAACAAACAGCCCUAAUGCACCUAGUAUUGAAAAUUUGGGAGGACCAGCUAAAGUAGCUCCUCCCCCUAUAUCCAUGAAACCAAACUUUGGCCGGCCUAUAUUGAAGUCUUCUCAACCAGUCAUUCAACCUUCUGAAGUGGAAGAAAAAGUGGGAGAAGUUGUAGAAGAGAACACACCAAAAUCUGUGCUGGGGAAAGUUAAAAUUUUUGAGAAAAUGGAUCACAAGGCCAGACUACAAAGAAUGCAAGAACUGCAAGAAGCACAGAAUGCCAGGGUGGAAAUAGCACAAAAACACCCAGACAUUUAUGCAGUCCCAAUGAAAACACAGAAGCCAGAACACAACCGUCCCCAGAUUUCCAGUUCCAGACCUCCUGAGCCUCAGAAGCCGGCUGCUAGAUCUUACCUAGAUAAUCCAGGAAUUUACGGCAGCGAUGCAGAGGAGGAAGAUUAUCGGAAGCAGCUAUCUGAUCACUCCAAGCGUGGAUACUAUGGGCAGCCAUCGAGAUACAGAGAUACAGAAUUAUAAAAUUAUUAGCAGUCAAGCCAUUGUUCUGGGACACACUUGCACAUCAAAAGCUCUGAUACUUUUUAACAAGCAUAUGUAUAUUUGGGGUUAUUAGUGAACCUGACAGGUAUCUUGCUCACUAGAAUGGCGCAGUAUCAUUUAAGUAUUGAAGGGACUGGAUCAUGGUUGCCUAUUUUACAAAAGGACCAAAUAUUUAUAAAGUUGGUAUUAAUUUCUGGCAUCUAUAAAUUUUUAACUUGGAAUUCUUUUCCUUACUGAAAUUGCCUCUUUAAUAGUCUCUUAACUGUUGGGCCUAAUGGAAGCUUGACGAAAACCACAAUGCUUUACUGCAAGAAAAAAAAGUGCCUUUCAAACAAAAAGUGUCUUCACCUGUUCUCUUAACAUCUGAUACUUGUGCAAAGCCAUGAAAUUUCUACUGCUUUUAACUUUUGUAUGUUUCAUACCUCCCAUUUUCCCCUUGGAUGUUAUUUUUCUACUUUAAAUAGAACUGUGCACUAUUUUCAAAUGCAAUGACUGUAUAUAUGAUACUGUUUUCUAGGCUGGCUGCCGUAAGACUAGGGAGUGCCAAGUUUAAGGAAAUUAUGUAGAAAAUAAAGGAGUCUUUGGGUUUUAAAACUUUACAUCACUUGUGAAAUAAAAAAGAUUAUAUUCUACA
Molecule: messenger RNA, 1980 nt
Organism: Thamnophis sirtalis
Lineage: Eukaryota; Metazoa; Chordata; Lepidosauria; Squamata; Natricidae
Source: RefSeq, a predicted model, not a curated record